AUGUUGGUUGCAAUCCGAAUUGUUCCUUCACUUGGAAUUGUGACAGAGGAGGAUGGAAUGGAGUCAAUAGCUCAUAGAUUUCUUUCUGCUGCUGUCAAGAUCCUGCACUCUUUACUGCAAAAGUUUACAACGUCAAUGGUAAGAUACAUUCAAUACCAAGCUAGCCAGUGGGCAACAGAACUUAGUCCAGUGGAUUUUGAAGAAUUCAGUUUGCCUUACUUGAAUCAGAUUAUCGAUGCUGUGAAGAAAAGCCAUCCAAAUCUCCCUUUGAUCCUGUAUGCUAGUGGAUCUGGGGGCUUGCUUGAAAGACUAGCCUUGACAGGAGUGGAUGUAAUUAGCUUGGAUUGGACAGUUGAUAUGGCUGAUGGUAGGAGGCGACUGGGACCAAAUAUAGCUGUCCAAGGAAAUGUGGACCCUGGUGUUCUUUUUGGUUCCAAAGAGUUCAUCACUGAUAGGAUAAAUGAUACUGUGAAAAAAGCAGGUAGAGGGAAACAUAUCUUGAAUCUUGGUCAUGGAAUUAAAGUAGGUACGCCUGAGGAGAAUGUUGCACAUUUUUUUGAGGUUGCUAAAUCACUCCGAUACUAACCAGCCAACUAUGAUUAAUUAUUAUUUUUUUGUUUCUCUUCA
This is a messenger RNA of Vigna umbellata (rice bean), 627 nucleotides long. The record is from RefSeq and is a predicted model, not a curated record. NCBI's taxonomy places the organism in Eukaryota, Viridiplantae, Streptophyta, Magnoliopsida, Fabales, Fabaceae.